AUGAACAACGUGGAGGAUUUCGAAAAAAUCCAGCACGAACGACUACCGACGCUGUAUGAAGUACUGAUACAGAGGACAUCGACGCCUGUUGAUCUCUGGACGUUUUACACGUUUCUUUCACAGUUCCCAUAUGCCAUCAACUACUUGGACUUCUGGGUUGACCUAAUGGCCCACACCCGGCUUUGCCAAAGCUACGUCGAAAUGGUAAGGAAGUCUCUGGCGAGUUUCCCACAAGAAGAACAGCAUGACGGGGGCGGCUCUGCGACCACCUACAACCUGCUGGACGCAUUAAUAGAAGAGGGUCACUUGGACCUGCAAACACCCGAGAACCUCCUACAAAACGGCACCAGCGACGUGCCAUUCUCACCCAAAUUAAACCAAAUGCUGGGGAACUGGAAACAUCAAUCCGGCAUAAGCCAGGACGCCCUCCAAAACGAAGACAUGGCACUGAUCGUAGACGAGAUCCUGAAAAGACGCUCGCAACAAGAUGGCGUGCCGCAAAUCACUACAAAACAACUGCUUCACAGCGCAAUGGGGCUCUGUACCACCUACUUGAUAUCGCCCGAGCAAAGCGAGCGAUACCUGAGCAACAUCCCGGCGGAAACACGGGCCCGCAUUUUAGAAGACAUACAGGUUGAACGAAGGUACGACGCCACCAUUUUCGACGACGUCAAGACUCUGACAUACCAGUUUCUAGAGAUGGACUGCUUCCCGAAAUUCCUGAGCCGGGUUGCCCUGCACAACAUCCACGACGAGAUUUCCGACUGGCGGUUCCACUCCGUUGGCGCCACCAACGAGAAGAACAGCCGCUCCCGGGGCCAGACGCACAUCUCCCGCUCUCCGUUUUCCAACCACACAUCCAUAAGCCGGAUUGGCCUCGGCUUACUAUGGUUGGGCAUUGGGUUCUGGAUCGGAUACGUGCUGAUCUUCCUGGCAUACGGCCGUGCCAUCCGCGUGGUCACUGUGGUGCCAUUUGCGCUGGGAUGCUACUGCAUCGUGUGCGGCAUGUACCAGGUGGAUAUCGUGUACUCCUGGUUUGGCGUCACCCAAAGGCUGCUCCACAGACACAAAAACAGCAACGACAAUGCUGGCGCCGCCACUGACGCGGAUCACGUGCCGGGAGUGCUGGCGGUGUUCGGCGGCAAGAGCCGGCUCACCAGCGUGCAGCACCCGUUCACGCGCCGGCUGUUGCGCAAGCGCGGAUUGUGGUGUCUGCUACUCGUGGCGGGUGCCACGGCCGUGCUUACGGUGAUUUUCAGCUGCGUACCGGGUCGUCGUGUGUGA
Saccharomyces eubayanus is the source of this 1284-nucleotide messenger RNA. It is a transcript of the gene RAX1, whose product is annotated as Rax1p. The transcript has a single exon. NCBI's taxonomy places the organism in Eukaryota, Fungi, Ascomycota, Saccharomycetes, Saccharomycetales, Saccharomycetaceae. The coding region runs from base 1 to 1284 and encodes 427 amino acids. Gene Ontology annotation, cellular component: plasma membrane. Gene Ontology annotation, biological process: intracellular protein localization. The record is from RefSeq and is a predicted model, not a curated record.